This is a messenger RNA of Striga asiatica, 911 nucleotides long. Lineage: Eukaryota; Viridiplantae; Streptophyta; Magnoliopsida; Lamiales; Orobanchaceae. The record is from the annotation of a GenBank genome assembly.
UACAUUUUUCCUCAAUACUUCCUUUACUCUUCAUUCUUCAACACAAAAACAAUAAAAAAAAAAGAAAAAAAAAAAAAAAAUCAAUUUAUUUUUUUCAAGAAAUGGGCAAUUGCCAAGCCAUUGAUGGUGCAAGUUUAGUAAUCCAACACCCAAAUGGUAAAGUGGAUAGAAUGUUUGGUCCAAUUGCUGCAAAUGAGGUUAUGAAGUUGAAUCCUGGCCAUUAUGUGGCCCUUCUCCUUACCACCACUCUCUACUCGUCGGCCGCCGGAGCAGCUGCCGGAGCCACCGCCACCACGAAGAAUAACGCGAACGGUGUGAAUAAUGACAAGAAUGCCCCUCUUAGGGUAACCAGAAUCAAGCUUCUAAGGCCAACUGACACUCUUGCCCUUGGCCAUGUCUAUAGGCUUGUGACAUCCCAAGAUGUGAUGAAAGGGCUGAUGGCUAAAAAGCAAAAGAUGAAUGAAAAGAUGGCAACAGAGAAAAUAAAUUCAGAGUUAGAGGCAGUAAAUAGGAAAAACCAUGAUUUGGAGAAGAAAAAGCAGGUGAAACAUGAAAGGCACAGGUCAAGAAGUAACACACCAGUAAUAAAAUCAACAGCUAUGAUCAAAUCCAGGGCCUGGCAGCCAUCAUUAAGGAGCAUAUCAGAAUCUGGAAGCUGAAGAUAAUUAAAUUUUUAUUUAUAUAUAUUUUUUUGUUUUCCUUUUUGUUUUGAUUGAAAUCUGGAAUAUACUUUAGAAAAAAAAAAAGAAUGAAGGGGAAAGUUCAUCCUGAAUAUGGAUGUGUUCAAGAUAAAAGUAGAUCCAGUGAUUGGGAUCUUGUUCACAUGCAGAUAUAAUUAUGUAAACUAGAGAUAAUUUUUAAUCUGCUAGUGGUGUUGAAAUAAUGGAAAUCUUUUGGUUUAUUGUUGUCCA